AGCCGCGGCGCCGAGUCAUGGCGGAGCUGGCUGUGUUGAGGGAAAGCAGUUGAAGUGUUACGAUACUUUGGAGUAGUUAAAGGAGUGCAAAUAACGUCUUCCGAACAACAAAACCGAGAAGAAUGCAUUGUAAACGAACUUCGAGACGUUUCUCUCCGAAGGUAUGCGAAUGGUUGGACUUUCUGACGCUGGAUUAAUGGAUUUCAGUUUCUUAGUGAAGUCAACAGCUUUAUGCAACAAAUAUGGCUACUUGUGUCUCCUUCAAUUUGAGAUGAAAAGCAACUUAGUCCGGUUGUUCGAAACAAUGUUGCCAACGCCACUUUCUUUGAAGUGACCAUUCGGAACUACUUUUUCUCUCAACCAUUGCGUUUUGAGAAUUUUAUCUGCUUUGCUGGCGGAUCAAGCGCCGAACUUCGCUAGCAGAAAUGGAGCCGAAACACAAAGAGUUGCUAGAUCAGUACCACCAAAACUUGCUGGAGUCCAUUACAGAUGUCGAGAGGUUCGUGGAGUGUUUGGCCCAGUCAGGUACACUAACCCAGGUGGAGCGGUUCGAGUUGGAAAACAACUGCUCGACCAGCUCGGAAAAAGUUGAUCUUCUACUCAAGAUGCUGUUGAGCAAGGAGCGAGACCACUUUCAGGACUUCUGUUUGGCCCUCGAGAAGACUCAUCCACACCUGUAUUCGACUCUCGUCGUAAACGGUGGAGGAGCAAUGGACCAUUCUGGCUCCACAUACAGCGUCCUGUCCACCAUGCCCUCCGACUCCGAGAGCAGCAGCUCCCUCAGCAGCAUAGGUACGACGGGCAAAGCCUCCUCGCCGCCCCCUCCGGCCCUGCAGGAGACGCGGCCGGCAGGCGAGCGCCUGGAGGCUGUCCUCUUCCAGCUGCGGCAGGUGACGCGCCAGAGAGACGAGCUCCGCAAACGCCUGGCACUCGCAUCGCCCGGGACCACCUUCGACGACUGCAGGCCCAGCGCGUCUAAGCCGGGCCACGACUACGAGCGUCUGAAGCUGCAGUGCACCAAGGCCAUGGGGGACCUGCAGUCCCUGCAGAACCAGCACACCAAGACCCUGCAACGCUGUGAGGAGGCCGCCAAGGAGGCAGACUUUUACCAUACGCUACACAGCAGAGCGCUGGGUGAGCAGGGUCAGUUGAAGGAGGAGGCUGAGGGCCUGCGGCGAGACUACAGCCAGCUGUUGAGGGAGCACCAGCACCUGCAGCAGGCCUGCGACGAGCUGCGGAGGCUACGCAUGGAGGACCAGAGGGAGGCGGCCGACCUGAGAAUGCUACAUCAACAGAUGAUCCGGGAGAACGGCUCGUCGGACAUCUUGAACAAGCUGUACGACACGGCCAUGGACAAGCUGGAGACGGCGCGCAAGGAGUACGAGGCCCUGCGCAAGCGCUACAACGAGAAGACGGCCAAUCACAACGCCGACCUGAGCCGCCUGGAGCAGGCCGAGGAGGAGAACCGGCGACUCCAGAAGCAGAUAGACGUCCUGCUGAAACACAGAGACUCAGCAGUGCACUACCAGCAGCAGUGCUCCGCGAGCAUGAGGAGGCUGGACGCGCUGCAGGCGGAGCUGUCACAGGCGGCGUCGCGUGGCGCAGAGCUGCAGCGGGAGCUGGAGCGCGUCCAAUCAGAGGCCACGCGGUCGCGCACACUGCAGCUGAAGGCCGGCCAGGAGGCGGAGAAGCUGCGCGAGGAGCGCGACGCCGUGCUGAGCGAGUACCGCCUCGUCAUGAGCGAGCGCGACCAGGUCAUCAAGGAGGUGGACAAGCUGCAGACGGGGCUGGAGACGGCCGAGGCCAAACUGAAGAACAACAGCAGCCAGAGGAGGGUGGCCAGCGAGGAACUGGAGGCGCUCAGACAGGAGCUGGGCUCGGCGUUGGUGGAGCGGGACCGUGCGCUGUGCGAGCGCAACGAGCUGCUGGAGAAGUACUGUUUCGAGGUGAAGGACAAGGCGGAGGCCCAGAAGGAGCUGAGCCAGGCCUGCCGAGACAUGGAGGCCGUCAAGGAGGAGCGCGACGUGGCCCGCAAGGAGAGGACCGAGGCCAUCAUCCAGAGAGACCAGCUGCUCAGGGAGUACUACCAGGCACGACAGAAGCAGGACUCGGCUGCGCUGGACAUGGAGCGGGCCAACAAGGAGCUGGAGAUGCUGCGUAAGCAGUGCGAGGCCAUGAGCCAGGAGCUGCAGGAGGCCUCGCAGGAGGCCGAGGUGGCCAAGUGCAGACGAGACUGGGCCUUCCAGGAGAGAGACAAGAUCGUGGCCGAGAGAGAGAGCAUCAGGACGCUGUGUGACAAUCUGAGGAGGGAGCGGGACCGAGCCGUCAGUGACCUGGCUGACGCACUACGGAACCUUGACGACACCAGGAAACAGAAGAAUGACGCCGCACGGGAACUGAAGGAAUUGAAGGAGAAGAUGGAGGACCAGCUGGAGAAGGAGGCUCGCUUCAGGCAGCUGAUGGCACACAACUCCCACGACUCGGCCAUCGACACCGACUCACUGGAGUGGGAGACAGAGGUGGUGGAGUUUGAGAAGGAUAGGGAUGACAUGGAUCUGAAGGCACUGGGUUUCGAUGUAGCAGAAGGGGUAAAUGAUCCCUUUUUACCGGGAGACUGUGGCAUAUUUGUCACCAAGGUGGACAAAGGAAGUAUUGCUGAUGGAAGAUUGAGAGUGAACGAUUGGUUGUUGAAGAUAAAUGACGUGGACCUGGCCAAUAAGGACCGCAAGCAGGUCAUCAAGGCGGUGCUUAGUGGGGGCGGGGUAAUCAACAUGGUGGUACGCAGGAGGAAGUCGCUCGGCGGUCGACUCGUCACGCCCAUACACCUCAACCUGUCCGGGCAUAAAGACAGUGGUAUUGGCCUGGAGAGUGGUGUGUUUGUGUCAUCUGUAGCCUCCGGCAGCCCUGCAGCCAAGGACGGCUCUCUCACCAUCGGAGACAGACUCAUCGCCAUUAAUGGUAUAGCUCUGGAUAACCGCUCGCUGAGUGAGUGUGAGUCGCUGCUCAGAGAUUGUCGUGACUCUCUCAGUCUCUCCCUUCUGAAGUUCUUACCUCAGAGUCUGUCUGGCCAGAGCCUGUUUGAGGUGGCCCGGGAGAUGGACAAGAGCCCCAGCGGGAAGCAGCUUCACGGGGGCAGCAGCGGCGGCGAAGUGCUGGCUCGCAACUGCCGCAACAACCUGCGCAAUAGCAACUGCAACAGCUCCACGCAGACAGACAUCUACAGCCCCGAGAGCCCUGUGGCGUCCUCUUCAGAGCACCCCAGCCCCCCGCCCUACCAGGACGUCUGCUACCAGCGCCACUUGCUGCCACCGCCGCACCAUCACCACCACCAACAGCAGCACCAGAGUCAGCACCAGGCGCCGCAGCAUCAGCACCACAAGCGGCCACUCACCUUCCAUCCCGGCUCCGUCUCCACGGCGACGGUAGCUGCCGAGUGUGCGGCGGCGGCAGCAGCAGCAGCGGCGGCCAGCGGAGCAGGAGGAGGGGGAGGCGGUUCCGAGAAGGGACACGCCCCCCAGCGGAGCAGCGGCGGCACUUGGCCCCGCGUCCUGGCUGGAGGCGGUGGCCUGUCGCCGGCGAUGUCACCUAUGUCACCCGACGGGACCUCGUCGCCGUCCUCCAUCGUGCCGCCGCUGUCCAUCUUCCGGGUGACGGCCAAGCGGCGCAAGCCCAUCUUCGACGCCGACAUCUUUAAGCGGCCGGAGGCGCCCAGCGCCAAGCUGGACUACGUCUCGCUGUCCAAGGCCCGGCCACAGAGCCCCCCCACCAGGGCGGGAGGGGGAGGGGCCAGCCAAGACUCCCAGCCGGCCACACCACCCACUCCUCCCACACGCAGCGACUCAUUCAAGUACAAGCACAAGCAGCAGGGGAGCUCUGCCUCAGACUCCACGCUCACCACCGGCUCUCCACCUUCCACCCCAUCCCAGUGCCCCCCUCCACCAGUCCCCGGCGGCCCCCAGUCGGAGGGCGGCAGUGGGCCCAGCAUGGGGGAUCCCUCGCGGGGAGGACGUGGUGGAGAGGAGGGGGGUAGAGGUGGAGGUGGAGGUGGAGGGCAGGAGGAGCAGCAGGAGAUGAAGCGGCCCAGGCCCAGCUCCGCGCCGGCCCCGCGCCGACAACUCACACCACUCAAGAUACCCAUACCACUGCAGGCAUACUCCAAAGACGAGCGAUCUCCUGACUCCCUUGGGCCCGUGGACUUCUCCCCGACAAGAUCCCACCCCCACAUGGGAUUCGCCCCCCCAUACCACACACACCUACCAGGACAGCCCUCUCCGCGCGGCCUGUCCCCCUGUCCGGCGGUCACCACCGUGAUGCACAACCCCGUCUACACCGCCUGGAGCCACUGGGUCAAUACCAACACCUGUCCCCCUGCACCACACUCACGCAGCAGUCCUCAGCACCAGGGCCGCUUGAGUUUGGAUCUGAGCCACAAGCGCUCCGGCGAGCUCACGGACGGCAGCCGGCGCACACCGCACAGCACCAACUCCCUGCCCUCCAGCGCCAGACACGGUGGGGCUAGCAGCUGUCAGUAUCGCGCUGAGCGAAUCAAGAUCCCCUCCACGCCCAGAUACACACGCCCCACUCCUGGCUCCGCCCAGGGCUCAGACAGAGGUUCCCUGUCCCACUCAGACUGCAGCACCACGAGCCUCAUCACACCUCCCCUCUCCCCCCUCAAUCUGGAGACCACCUCUUUCAUCAGCAGCCAAUCGCAAGGGUCCAUCUCCUCACACGCCCGCCUCUCUGUCAGCCCUGCACCAAUGGGAGACCGGAGGAAAGACAGACAUCUCUUGUGUAACAAAUCCUUUCCGAGACUGCCGCGGCCCCUCCGGCCAAGGUUUGCCUCUCUCAGGAACUUAAGACCGUAUUUGGAGGAGCCACGCACUGUGACGAUACACAAAGGGGCGGAGCCACUGGGCAUCUCCAUCGUGGGCGGGGAGAAUGGCGGCAUCUUCGUCUCCAAGGUGACCGGAGGCAGCAUCGCCCACCAAUACCAGCUGGAGUUUGGGGACCAGCUGCUGGAGUUUAACGGUAUAAACCUGCGUAACGCCACUGAGCAGCAGGCUCGUCUGAUCAUCGGCCAGCAGUGUGACACGGUGACCAUCCUGGCCCAGUACAACCCCCACAUGUACCAGCUGGGGAACCACUCACGCUCCAGUUCAAGGAUUGAACCAAUCAGCGGGCACGGUUUGCCACACGGCAGUGGAAACAUGGCCCCUGACGACCACUCAAACAUCGACACGCUCAGCGAGCAGGACGAAGGCACGAUGACACCGCCCUCCAAACAAACCACUCCCACCACCAGCCCGCGUGGAUCUGUCAGGCGUGCGUUGCCAGAGCCUCGUGUGGUGACGGUGCGCAGGGUGCAGGGGGAGCUGGGGGUGGCCCUCUGCGGGGGGAACCUGCACGGCAUCUAUGUGGAGCGCCUGGAGGAGGACAGUCCAGCCAGGGGGCCAGACGGACUGGUGCCUGGAGACCUCAUCUUGGAAUACAGCGCGGUGAGUCUCCAGGGUCGCACGGCAGAGGAGGCCUACCUGGAGAUGCUGAAGCCCCUGGAGACGGUCAGCCUGAGGGUGCAGCUCCGCCUGGAGGAGUUCAACAUGCUCAAGGGCAGCCCUGGAGACGGGUUCUACAUCAGAGCACUUUAUGACCGCAUGGCGGAGGUGGACGAGGACCUGAGCUUCAAGAAGGACGACAUCCUGUAUGUGGACGACACGCUGCCCAAGGGCAACUUUGGCUUCUGGAUGGCCUGGCAGCUCGACGAGAACGCACAGAAACUCGCCAGAGGACAGAUCCCCAGCAAAUACAUGCUGGAGCAGGAGUUCCAACGCCGCCUGAGCGUUCCGGACGGGAAGGAGGAGGUGUGCUCCAGUCGGAGUCUCUCGGCGGCCGCGCGACGCUCCUUCUUCCGCCGCAAGAACCGGCACAAGCGCAGCACGUCCCGCGAGGGCAAGGACACGCCCGCCCCCGACGCCAUCAGCACAGACUCCAUACCGUACAUGGAAGACUGCGUGGGCCUGGCCUACCAGCGGGUCCAGAAGGUGGAGUGCAUGUCCCCGCGGCCCGUGCUGAUACUGGGCCCCCUGGUGGAGGCCACCAAGGACAUGCUCGUCAAGCAGGCCGACCACAAGUUCUGCAGAUGCCCGCUGGAGGUGAUGAAGGCCUCCCAGCAGGCUAUUGAGCGGGGUGUGAAGGACUGCGUCUUCAUCGACUACAAACGCAGGAGCGGCCAUUUUGACGUCACCACUGUGGCCUCCAUCAAAGAGGUCACCGAGAAACAGGACUGCCACUGUCUGCUGGACAUCGCUCCCUAUGCCAUCGAGCGGCUGCACAGCGUACACAUCUACCCCAUCGUCAUAUUCAUACGCUACAAGAAUGCCAAGCAGAUCAAGGAACAGAAGGACCCUGUGUAUCUGCGGGACAAAGUCUCUCAAAAACAUUCCAAGGAGCAGUUUGAAGUUGCACAGAAGACGGAGCAGGAGUACAGCAAAUACUUCACAGGGGUGGUCCAGGCCGGGACGCUGGGUUACAUUUGCACACAGAUCGAAACCAUCGUGGACCAGGAGCAGAGCAAAGUCCUCUGGAUCCCCGACUGAUCAUCGCCCCAUUAUACAACAAUCACAACCAUCAUCAUCAUCACAGCCAUCGUGGACCGGACAAACACUGAUGAAUCACUAAUGCAAUGACAACAACAGAAAAGAAACACAUCCAAUUCAUGUUCAAAAACAUGUCUCUGAACACUAGAAAAUGUGGAGAACACUAAAUACCUUAACGAUGUGAAGAGGUACAAACGGACUAAAACUAUGCGUGUUGUUUUUAACGACGUAAACAAGAUGCUUUCGCAUUUAUAUCGCCACGGCCACUCGCCACUACAGAUACCUUUCUAUUUUAUUUUCAGUCGACAAUGGUAACACUUUCAUUUCAGACAAAACAAACAAAACACUUGUUUACAAUCAACAACAAUUGUGUUCUACGUACUUUUGUCUUGCGUACUUGAAUGUGUUCUUUUUCUUUUCUUUCUUUCUUUUUUUUUACCUCAUCUCUUCUUAAACCCAGCCCUCUCCUUCUCCCCUCUGUGUCGCUGUGCUAAUCCAAUACAGGGGUGCAUUUCUCGAAAGCGUAGUUGCUAACUACAAUAGCUACUUUGUUGGUUGCAAUGCAAUUUCCCAUUGGCAACUAUCCAAGUUGCUAACUGCUAACAACUAUGCUUUUGAGAAACGCACCCCAGAUCUGUGGAGGGUACUCCAGACAACAGACUAUGUCAACUCAUAGCAAGUGGUAAAACUACUAAUAGGAGACCCUUUUGAGUUUUUUUCAAGAAGCAAAAACAGAUGAGACUGCUCUAUUAGCAGAGUUACCUUUGACUCUGUUAUAACUCGAUUAGGUCAGCCACUUAACCCCCUAUUUGGAAGUGCUGUAAAGAGAGUUCAGCCCGUUAUUUACUUGCCACUAAGGAGAAAAUGAGUAGCCAUCACGAUUGUCACCACACUGUAAAAAAUUUCAAGUCUUUUCAACUGGCAAAUGAGCAUCCACCUGCAAACAUAACAUUACAUGUUAACUGAACUUGAGGUGUGGUUUAAUCAGAAGCGUUAAAACAAAGAUUAAGCUUCAACUUCAGUCAACAUGUAUUUUUAAGUUUUCGGGUUUCGUUUGCACGUUUAUCCAACCUGAAACGUAUUAUAUUGUAAUGUGUAACACUAUUGGAAUGCAGUCUGUUGUUUGUUUAUUGUAUCAUUUCUAGUCCGAAGGAGACCCUCCCCAGAUUUUGUUUUGUUCUGUUUUGUUUCCCCCUCAUCUUUUGAUCUUCUCUUUGAAGUCUCUAUUUAAAGGACAAAAAGUACUGGUGCAAUUUUUGAUGGUAUGGUCAUUUACUAUUUCCCUCCUCGUUAAUUUCCAAUUAACUUUUUUAUAUUGUUAUUAUUAUUGUUAUUAUUAUUAUUAUUAUUGCUAUUACUGUUGUUAUUUAAUAAUGGUUGUUUUGUAGCUCUGAAGCAAGAUGCAGAUAUGUUACUAAAGGAUGAAUCCAGUGCUUUUGUCUUACAACCAGCAUUCUCUCCCUUAGUAUAACAUUGUGCCAAAUCCUACAAGUCUCCCUUUUUGUUUGGGCUCCGUUUUGCACUUGAAUCUUUCCCUUCUAGCAUUUACGCUCUGAAAUAUAUUUUUGUUAUCAUAUUGCUGUUUUAUUUUAGGUACGUUAACUAGUUAAUCCUGUACAAAAAAACUACAAAUGCGAGUGUGCAUGUGAGUGUGCAAACAUGUAAGUGAGCGUGCACAUAGUGUGUGUGUGAGUGUGUGUGUACGUGUGUAUGCAUGUGUCGAUAUAUAGGUGCGUGUGUGUGUGCGCGUGCGUGUGUGUGUGCGUGUUGUCAGUGUGUUUCCCCGUGUCCUGUCCCUAACAUUUCACUAAUGACCUGAUCUGUGCACACAGCAGGACUUUGCUCUCCUACGCUAAAAUCAUGAAGUGAAAAAAAGGGAUGUUCUCUUGCACAUUACAUUUUUUUAUUAAGAAAAUGCUAUCCUGUGGUUGGACCAUCGAUUCACUACGAAAACCAUUUGAAAUCAUUAUUACGAUGAUGUCAAAAAAAAUAAAGAACUUUUCUGGAUUUGCCCAGUGAGGGGUUACUGUAAGAGAAACAUUUCUCACACAAUUGAAGACACCAAAUGUUAUAAGCAUAUGUGCUCAAAUUGGGAUUCACUUCUCAAUGAAUAGACAUGACCUCUAUCUAAUGUUAAAUUAAUAAAUACAACUUCAAAUUGUA
Molecule: messenger RNA, 8756 nt
Organism: Engraulis encrasicolus (European anchovy)
Lineage: Eukaryota; Metazoa; Chordata; Actinopteri; Clupeiformes; Engraulidae
Product: disks large homolog 5-like
Exons: 38
Coding region: 426-6593 (2055 amino acids)
Biological process (GO): negative regulation of hippo signaling; regulation of apoptotic process
Cellular component (GO): plasma membrane
Molecular function (GO): protein binding
Source: RefSeq, a predicted model, not a curated record